Molecule: messenger RNA, 1264 nt
Organism: Tachysurus vachellii
Lineage: Eukaryota; Metazoa; Chordata; Actinopteri; Siluriformes; Bagridae
Product: E3 ubiquitin-protein ligase TRIM39-like
Exons: 5
Molecular function (GO): protein binding
Source: RefSeq, a predicted model, not a curated record
ACAGAUUCAGCUGCAGAAAACACAGACAGAGCUGCAGCAGAUGAUCCAGGAACGACUGAAGAAGAUCCAGAAGAUUAAUCACUCAGUAGAGCUCAGCAAAAGAAACAUGGAGAAAGAGAAAUCAGACAGUGUUGAAGUUUUCACCGCUCUGAUUCGCUCCAUUGAGAGGAGUCAGGCUGAGCUGCUGGAGGUGAUGGAGGAGAAGCAGAAAGCAGCAGAGAAGCAGGCUAAAGUACUCAUUAAAGAGCUGGAACAGGAAAUCGAGGAUCUAAAGAGGAGAGACACUGAGCUGGAGCAGUUCUCACACACUGAAGAUCAUCUCCACUUCCUAAAGAUUUACCCAUCACUGUGCAUAGCUCCACACACCAAGAACUGGUCUGAGAUCAGCAUCAACACUGACCUGAGUGUGGACGUUCUGAGGACGGCUCUGUCUCGGCUUCAGGAGACUCUGAAUGAGAAGUUGAGAGAAACAGUCUCCACAGAACUGAAGAGGAUUCAGCAGUAUGCAGUGGAUGUGACUCUGGACCCUGAUACAGCUUCUCCAUAUCUUGUCCUCAAUGAUGAAGGAAAACAAGUCAUGUGUGGAGACACAAAGCAGAAACUCCCAGACACCCCGAAAAGAUUCACAUAUUACAUCAUGGUAGUGGGAAAGCAGGGUUUCUCCUCGGGGAGGUUUUACUAUGAGGUGCAGGUCAGAGGGAAGACUGAGUGGGAUUUAGGAGUGGUCAGAGAGUCUGUUAACAGGAAGGGGAAAAUUGAUUCAUGUCAACCUCAGACUGGAUUCUGGGCCGUGGUUCUGAGGAACAGGAACGAGUAUAAGGCUUGGGAUGAUCCCUGGGUCUCCCUCUGCCUGAGAGAAAAGCCCCAGAAAAUAGGAGUGUUUGUGGAUUAUGAGGAGGGUCUGGUCUCCUUUUAUGAUGUUGAGGCCAGGUCUCAUAUCUACUCUUUCACUGGUCAGACCUUCACUGAGAAACUCUAUCCACUCUUCAGUCCUUGUGUGAAUGAUCGGGCAUCAAGGCAGGAUACACCCUGGACGGAGUGCCAACCCAUCGCAGGGCACACACACACUCUCAUUCACUCACACAAUCACACACUACGGACAAUUUUCCAGAGAUGCCAAUCAACCUACCAUGCAUGUCUUUGGACCGGGGGAGGAAACCGGAGUACCCGGAGGAAACCCCCGAGGCACGGGGAGAACAUGCAAACUCCACACACACAAGGCGGAGGCGGGAAUCAAACCCCCAACCCUGGAGGUGUGAGGCAA